GCAAUAAUCAACAGUCUUUAGGUAUUGGAAUAACGUGUCUAAUCCGGAGCAGUUUUCAAAAUGAAAAUAACUAUCGCUUUAUUGGCCUGCAUAGGCUUAGUGGCUGCGACGAGCUUCCACAGUACACAUGAAGUCAAAGUCGCCGACAAGGAUUUCUUGGAGAAACAAAAGUUCUUGUUCGAAAUUGUUUACCGUGUUGAGGACCCAUUAAUGUUUGAGGAAUAUAUUAAACUCGGUGAUAAAUUUGUUGUUGACAAGUCCUACUAUAGUCACUAUGACUUCUAUAUGGAGAAAUUCUGGGAAUCCUAUAAAAUGGGUGCUCUAUUGCCCAAAGGCGAAUUCUUUGGCGCUCUUGUCAAGACUCAUCACAAACAAGCUUGGGGUCUCUUUAACUUCUUUUACUAUGCCAAGGAUUGGGAAACCUUCCUCCAUAAUGUAUGCUGGGCCCGUAUGCACGUUAACGAAGGCAUGUUUGUUUAUGCCCUUACUUUGGCUGUUAUUCAUCGCGAUGACUUCCAUGGUUUGAUUUUGCCAUCCAUCUACGAAAUUUUCCCACAAUACUUCUUCAACAGUAAAUUCGUAUUCGAGGCUGAAAAGUUUGACUACGAUGUUUGGAGCAAGUACAUUAUGUACGAAAAGGAAUUGUAUGAUGUAUACUACAAGAACCCCAAAUAUUUCAACCAUGGUGACUAUGUGUACAUGAAAGACUGGAAGAUGUGGCAAUGGUGGAAAUUGAUGGGUCUUGGUCAACACUGGUAUGCUGAAGAAAAAUAUAUGCUUCGUGAAAACAUCUAUGAAUUCAACCAAGAUCCUAAAUGGAACUUGAUGUUACAAGACCUCAAGUUGUGGUACAUGCCCGUCGAUUAUACUCGUGAUAUUGAGUUUUACAACGAAGAGUCCAGUCUUUCCUACUUCACUGAAGAUUUGGGUUGGAACGCUUACUGGUACUAUUUGAACAUGGACUACGCCUUCUUCUUAGACGGCAAGACUUUCGGUUUGAACAAAGAUCGUCGUGGCGAAUACUGGAUGUAUAAUGUCCAACAAUUGAUUUCUCGCUACUAUAUGGAACGUUUGUCUCAUGGCUUCGGUGAAAUUCCCGAAUUCUUUUGGUUCCACGAAAUUGAAUACGGCUACGAUCCACAAUUGAUUAACUACAACGGUGUUGGUUUCAGCUACCGUAAAAACUACUGGGAUGUUCAAACCUACACUAACUUCGAUAUGUUUAACAAAGUCUACGGUAUGUUCAAGCGCAUCUACGAAGUCAUUGAUUUAGGUUAUUAUAAGAUGGUCGAUGGUACCAUUGUUGACUUGCGUAAACCCGAAUCAAUUGAAUACCUAGGAAGCUUGUUGCAAGGCAACAUCGAUACUUUCGACAAAUACUUCUUAAGCUACUGGUACAUGCUCUCUCACAUGUACUUCAGUGAAGUUGACUACCAUGACUACGAGGUCUAUCCCAAUGUUCUCCUCAACUUUGAAACCAUGUUGCGUGAUCCCAUGUUCUACAUGUUCCACAGCAAGAUCGCCAACGCCUUCUUCCACUUUAAAUACUACCUCGAACCUUACACUAAGGAACAACUCAUGUUCCCCGGUGUUUACAUUAAGGAUGUCCAUGUAACCGACUUGGUCACCUACUUCGAUUUAGUAGACUUUGAUGUUACCAAUUUAUUGAAUGAUGAGAUGCACUUUGUUGAUGGCAAAUUUGUGUGGGACAAAUCACUCAUGGCUCGUCAAAUGCGUUUGAACCAUAAACCAUUCACCUUUGAAUUCACCAUUGAAUCCGACAAGGUACAAAAGGCUGUAAUCCGUACCUUUAUUGGUCCUAAAUACGAUGAAUUCGGACGCGUCCUACCUUUGACUGAAAAUCGUGAAAACUUCUUCGAGCUUGAUAACUUUGUUUACGAGUUAACUGCCGGCAAGAACUUCUUCAAGCGUAGCUCAAAUGACUUCUACUGGACUACCAAGGACCGUACUACCUACACUGAAUUAUAUCACUAUGUAAUGUUGGCAUUCGAUGGUAAAUACGAAUUCCCAUUGGACAUCAGCGAACCUCAUUGUGGCUUCCCCGAUCGUCUCAUCUUACCCCGUGGUUGGGAAAAGGGUAUGCCUAUGCAAAUGUUCUUCAUGGUCACUCCUUACGAUGCUGUUCACGAACAAUUCUCCACUUUCGACUACACAUACUCUUGUGGUAUCGGUUCUGGUGCUCGUUACGUUGACAACAAGCCUUUGUACUAUCCAUUCGAUCGUGUCAUCGAUGAAUACGAAUUCUUCGUUCCCAACAUGUUCUUCAAGGAUGUCAAGAUCUUCCACCAUGACACCUUUGAAACCUACAUGGAACACGACUACAAGAACUACGGUUCCUUCGAUUACACUUUCUACGAAAAUUAUUACACCAAAUACUUCAAGAAUUGAAUUUAUUAAAGACUUUGCCCAUUAUGUUUCGUAAGAUAUAUAAAUAGAUGUAAUAAAUAAGACAAACAAUAAAUUGUUCAUGUUAAAA
Lucilia cuprina (Australian sheep blowfly) is the source of this 2497-nucleotide messenger RNA. RefSeq names its product larval serum protein 1 beta chain-like. The coding region runs from base 61 to 2409 and encodes 782 amino acids. Lineage: Eukaryota; Metazoa; Arthropoda; Insecta; Diptera; Calliphoridae. The transcript is spliced from 2 exons. The record is from RefSeq and is a predicted model, not a curated record.